UCAAACAAAGGGUACCCAUCGAUUUCAGUUCCACGCCGUCGAUGAUCCUGGAGAAGAUCAAAGAAGCCGGAAUCGAAUCGGUGGAAGGCGAUCGGGAAGUGAAGACACAGGUUUCGUUCAGGAAACCGAGUUACAACAACAACGAAUCAGUCGACAUGACCAACAAAAUGGACUCGCCCAGGUCCACCACUAAAGGGUCCAUCCCUCAACUCGACGCAGCGGGUACGUUUGAUUUCGAUGAUGACGACGGUGAGACUGCGCAGAACAUGCGCUCUCCAAAACUCAAGCAGUCGAUCGAAAACAACGAAGCCAACUGGGAAGAAAACUCCGGCGGGAUUUGGAAAUGGAGCUUGACCGGCAUCGGAGCUAUUUGUUCCUUCGGUGUUGCUGCCGCCACCUUUUGUAUCAUCGUAUUCGGAACUCAACAGAGGCAAAAACAGCAUCAACUGAACCAGAAGCUGCUGUUUCAUCGUUACACCGACGAAAAGAGGAUGAAACAAGUGGUUCAUCAAUCAACAAAAUUCAAUGAAGCGAUCUCAGCAGUCAGAGGUGCUCCAAUCACCAGGGCUCACAUAGCAUUCGGUGGUUACUAUGACGGUAUUUAAAGCCGUCUCCUGGAGAAUCAUCAACCGCUGUCCAUCUCUGUUUUUUGUUCAUAAGAAAAAAGGUAUAUGAUUGUUAUAUUAUAUGGAUUCUGAACACUGAAAAUUCUAUAUUUUUGUUGUGUUUAAUUUAGCCACUUGAAGCAUGAUUUGAUCAUAUAUGCAAGUAUAGCUUUUUAUACUGCGGGAGUUGAUGUUAGUGAAAUGCCUGCAAAUUCUGCACUUACUAA
Hibiscus syriacus is the source of this 832-nucleotide messenger RNA. RefSeq lists its product as uncharacterized. The transcript is spliced from 4 exons. Lineage: Eukaryota; Viridiplantae; Streptophyta; Magnoliopsida; Malvales; Malvaceae. Bases 42 to 605 code for a protein of 187 amino acids. The record is from RefSeq and is a predicted model, not a curated record.